AAUAAAUACAAUUAGAAAAAGGGUUGUACUGUAUUAUUUCCUCUAUCUGCUUUCUUCCUCCUAUUUAUACUCACGGUGACUGACUAAUUCAUCACCAAGAUACUAAUAAUCCAGUUCUUUGGAACGUUUCAAUUUUUUCUUUCAGCCAAUGGCGGAAAGGUUGCCAAUGAUUUUCCUCUUUGCUUUACAUUUGUUAGUAUCGGGAGUGUUUUCCAUGAGUAUACUUACCAUAGAGAACAAGUGCAAUCACACAGUUUGGCCAGUUAUCUUCUCAUGGAACGUGGACUCACAGGUCUCCCCAACAGGCUUCGCUCUCAGGAGAGGUGAGGCGCGAGCCAUACAGACGCCAUCUUCAUGGUACGGUCUUAUCUCGGGUAGGACGCUAUGCUCCACCGACUCAACAGGAAAAUUCUCUUGCGCCACAGGAGACUGCGAAUCCGGCAAGAUUGAGUGUCCCGGCUCAUACAGUUGGGCUCCGGUGACUUAUGUCUACUUUAGAAUUGAUAAUGGUGGCAUCAACAGCUACACCAUCAGUGUUGAAUACGGUUACAACCUUCCAGUAAUGGUGGUCCCUUCACAGCGUAGCCGGACAUGUAUCAGCGCCGGUUGUGAUGUUGAACUGAACAAGACUUGUCCAAAAGAUCUUAUGAUAAUGUCCAGAGGAACUCCAGUCGCAUGUAGUAGCACGUGCAUGGAAUCUAAUACUCCGGAGACUUGUUGCACCCGCGACUUCAAGUCAAAGCAAAACUGCAAGCCGACGGUAUACACGCAAAACUUCGAGCGAGCUUGCCCACUCGCUCAUGUAUACGCCUAUGACGAUAAUAAUAGCACCGUUACAUGCCUCAACUCUACUGACUAUGUCAUCACGUUUUGCCCUUCCUCUAAUCCAAACAAAACCAAGUAGAGUUACGUAAGUACCCCGUAGCUGGUUUUAUUACAAUUUUGCUAGGGGUUGAUUACGUCAAACAAACAUCACAUGUUUUCAACUUCGAUUAGAAAAUAGAAAAAUGUGUUUUCAAGUCAAUGUGUAUUUUUUUCUUUAGUAAUUAUAAUAAGAGUGAAUUGUGUUCCCAUCUACAACAAGAUAUAU
Messenger RNA from Camelina sativa (false flax), 1090 nucleotides. Its product is annotated as PR5-like receptor kinase. Lineage: Eukaryota; Viridiplantae; Streptophyta; Magnoliopsida; Brassicales; Brassicaceae. The record is from RefSeq and is a predicted model, not a curated record.